AUGGCGCACCCGCCCGCCGACCGCCGCCCGCGCUCGCCGCGCGCCGACUGCGACCACCACCGCUUCCUCCGCCCGGGCGCGCUGGCCCGCCUCCGCGACUCCAAGAUCGUCGCCCGCUCCCUCCGCUCCGCCGCGCGGGCCCUCCCGCCCUCCUCGCCCCCGCCCCGCUCCCCCGCGCACCUGUCGCCCGCCGAGGGCGCCGUCCCGCACUUCUACUUCGGCGGGGCCGCCGCUAGCCCCCGGUACCCGCUCCGGAAGAAGCUCGCCGCGGCCAGGGGCGUCGUCUUCCUGCCCCCGCACCCGCCGCCCAUGUCGCCCGGCGCCGCGGAGGCCUUCCUCGGCGCGUUCGCGCUCGCCCCGUCGGACCUCCUCGCCGCGCACUAA
Lolium rigidum is the source of this 384-nucleotide messenger RNA. RefSeq lists its product as uncharacterized. The coding region runs from base 1 to 384 and encodes 127 amino acids. The transcript has a single exon. NCBI's taxonomy places the organism in Eukaryota, Viridiplantae, Streptophyta, Magnoliopsida, Poales, Poaceae. The record is from RefSeq and is a predicted model, not a curated record.